AUGGGCAUCAUUGUGGGAGGGGUCUUCAGGGGCUGCCAGGGUCAGUUGCUGCAGAGUGUUUGGGUGGGGGGAGUAGGGAGGAAGGCUUGUUGUAGACUGAGCCUCAAAGGGACCAGAUGGGCUCAGGUCCAGGGCUCUGGUCUGAGGCCUGGGGAGGGAGGACAGAGUAGGUGGGAUGAGGACUGUCCUGAUUGUGCCCACCCCCCUCCACUUAGAAUGACCUGUGAGUCAGAAUUGAGCCAGCUCUUCUGGAAAGCCAGUUCAGAAAUUGCCACCUUGCCAGAUCCCCAACAAAGAGGGGGUUCAGCUUUACCUUGA
Messenger RNA from Rangifer tarandus platyrhynchus (Svalbard reindeer), 318 nucleotides. The record is from the annotation of a GenBank genome assembly. NCBI's taxonomy places the organism in Eukaryota, Metazoa, Chordata, Mammalia, Artiodactyla, Cervidae.